Molecule: messenger RNA, 5764 nt
Organism: Dicentrarchus labrax (European seabass)
Lineage: Eukaryota; Metazoa; Chordata; Actinopteri; Moronidae
Gene: tsc1a
Product: TSC complex subunit 1a
Exons: 22
Coding region: 69-3281 (1070 amino acids)
Biological process (GO): regulation of cell cycle; negative regulation of TOR signaling; negative regulation of cell population proliferation
Cellular component (GO): TSC1-TSC2 complex
Source: RefSeq, a predicted model, not a curated record
AGUGGGCGGGGCCUCGCGUUGCUCAAUAUGGCUGCGCCCUGCUCGGAUCAACAGGUCUGAAGGUGUCCAUGAUGUCCAGGGAGCAGGUGAGUAUCAGUGAGCUCCUGCUCUCAUUGGACAGCUCUGAGCUGCAGGAGGCGGAGCUAGUCAGAGCCGCAGUCAACCAGCAGCUGAGUACAGACAGAGGAGGCGCCGUCCUCUCCGCUCUGGUGGAGUAUUACCUGGACUCCUCGUCCUCUCAGGCGGUUCUCCUCCUGUCCUCCAUCAGAGAGCCUCACCACAAGGCCCUGCUGGAGAAGCUCAAUGAGUCUCUGAGCAGACCUGGAACCAGACUGGCUGGUGUGACCCUGCUGGGCCACCUGAUCAGGAAGCAGCCUCCGUGGGUUCAUCACAUCAGCCGCUCGGCUCUGCUGCCGUCACUGCUGCGCUGCCUCAAGACCGACACUGACGUCGUCGUGCUGAUCACCGGAGUCCUCGUCCUCAUCACUCUGUUACCCAUGAUCCCUCAGGCCGGGAAACAACACAUCUACGACUUCUUCGACGUGUUCGGACGACUCGCUUCCUGGAGCUACAAAAACCCUGGUCAUGUCCCUGUGGUCCACCUGGUCCACCUCCAUGCAGGUGUGUACUCUCUGUUCCACCGUCUGUAUGGGAUGUUCCCUUGUAACUUCAUCUCCUACCUGAGACUGCACUACAGCAUGAAGGAGAACCUGGACACCUUCCAGGAGGUUGUAAAGCCGAUGCUGGAACACGUCAGGGUUCAUCCAGAGUUGGUCACGGGGACUCAGGACUAUGAACUGGACCCGUCCAGGUGGAGGCGUUACGAGGUCCAUGACAUCGUGAUCGAGUGCUCCAGAGUGUCUCUGGAUCCUCUGGAGUCGUCCUGUGAGGAGGACAUCUACUCCUCCCUCAAAGACCCUCCCCCGUCCUCACCCUCACCCAGACCUCCACCACUCUCCUCCCCCUUCCCUCACCUGAACCUCACCUCAGACACUGUCGGCAGUUCAGGAAGUUCAGUCUGUUCUCCGCUGCCUGGACGUCCCUCUCUCACUCAGCUGACACUCAGCAGCUCCUACAUACAGGCUGAUGAUGUCACAUGGAGCCCCUCCUCACAGUGUGGUUUGUCGACGCCCCCUCCUGAACCUGCUGCUACAGGCUCCGCCCACCCACUGAGCAGGACCACCUCCAUCUCAAGUGUGAGAUCAUCAGCCCCCGUCCCGGUGACGCCGUUGACAGAAGAUGGCGCUCUGACUCCUGACUCCGGCCACCAGGUGAAGCCUUUCACAGAGCUGGAGGGGUCAUCCUGUCAGCCAAUCACAGAGAAGGAGGGGACAGGCCAGAGUGAUGUCAUCAACACCAGCAGUGAAGGGGUCAGAUCUCCUCCUCCCUCCCCUCCCUCCUCCUCUCAGCCCGCCCUCCUCACCUCCACCCCCGGCCGUGACGAGGCCUUCUCUGGUUCAGCCCUCCCCCCUCCUCCCUGCUCUAUAUCACUCUGCUUCACCCCCCCUCACCCCUCAACAGUGGAGGGAGGCCCCACCCACAGCGAGCAGAGCCCCACCCCUCCAUACGAGCUCCUGUUUGAGCUCGCUCUGCCCCGAGCCGCCACGCUGUUCAUCGGGAAGAAGACGCAGGAGGCGCUGGAGAGAGCAGCGGGAGAGCAGAAGGAGGGAGGAGGAGGAGGAGGAGAGGGGGAGGACAGGGAGGAACAGCAGGCCUCCGUCUCUCCUCUGGAGGUUUUGGACCAGCUGAUUGUCCACGGACACGACGCCCACGAAGGCCUCAGCAGGAGGUUGUCAGCAGUCAGUAAGUCGGUGGAUCGGAGUCAUUGUGGAGGUAAACAGCAGAGCAUGAAAACCAAAGGCCCCGCCCAGGGGGAGGAGCUUCAGUCUCUGAGGAGUCAGCUGUUGCUGGUCCACAGUCAGCUGCAGUACGAACGCUUCAAACGCCAACAGCACGCCAUCAGAAACCGCCGUCUGCUGCGGAGAGUCAUCAACGCCACCGCGCUGGAGGAGCACAGCGUCGCCAUGAAGGGUCAGCUGAGCGUUCAGGACGAAGAGAUUCGGUCUCUGAAGUUGAGUCUGGAGGAAGAACAGAGACGAUACACACAGCUGCAGCAGGACACGCACACACACACCGAGCAGCUGCACACACACAUCCAACAGCUGCUGCUGAGACAGCAAGACGGGCAGAGAGACAGCCAGAGACUGCAGAGCGAGCUUCAGGAGUGUCAGAGCAGGUUGAGGGAUCUGGAGGCGGAGCUUCAGAAAGCCAAUAACAAGGCUUACAAUGCAGAACACCAGCUGACCCAGCUGUCACUCAAGCUGUGCAGCAGUGAGCAGCUGCAGCAGCAGAUCUUCCUCCUGAACCAACAACUCAUCCUCCUGAGAGAGACUAACAGAGGACUGACAGAGCAACUGGAGAGAGGACAGACACACUGCUGCACGGAGGCGUCCAUGCUGCAGUGCACUGUGGGUAAAGACUACCAGCGGCUGAAGGACAGUGACGUCCAGCAGAGACAGAAGCUGGAAGCAGCCAAUCACAGGAUAGCAGAGCUGGAGACCCAGCUGGCCAAGAAAGACCAGCUGAUCCUGGAUCAGAAGAAAGUCCUGGAGGACACAAAGGCCCAGAGCAGAGCCGAGCUGUCGGCCUGUGAGAGUCGCUGUGUCGCUCUCCGGAGACUCACCCAGACUCUGCAGACCGAGAUGCUUCACCUGUACAGUCAGAUCCACCUGGAGACGCACGGCGACGCCUGCAGCCGGCCUCAGGACAGCAGCAGGCCAAACGGCGGCAGCGUGGCUUUACUAGCUCCUCAGCCCCGCCCCUCCUCCUCUUCCGUUGGUAUAAUAAACGGAGGUGUGGAGGCCCUCUCCACCUCCCCGCUGCACCUCCCCUCCUGCUCCUCCUCCCCACUCUCCCUCUCCCCCAUCGACUCCCCCCUGGCCGUCGGCUCCUUCCUGGAGCAGCGUGCGCGGCAGCUGUUCAGACCGACCAGUCACAGCCAGGAGGAGGAGGAGGAGGAGCAGCAGGAGGAGGAGGAAGAGGAGGAAGAGGAGGAAGAGGAGGAGGAGGCCCAGCCAGAGAGCCCUCCUGUGGCUCAGGAGGCAGAGGAGGUCACCCUCCUCGCAGGGAGUCCUCAGUUGGAGCCUCCGAGCCGGGCUUCAGCUCACAGCCUCCCGCCCUCUGGACCUCCAGCGCCUCCUGCAGACCUGACCCUCGCCGUCCGCCAGAGGAGACACGAACUGAGCAUCAUGGACUACGAUGAGACGCUGCCGGAGUACUGACGGAGGAGUGGACGGGGGAGGAGGGAGGCGUAGAGAGAUGUUGAGAUCAGGCAGCAGGUGUUAACAGGCUACCGUUAGCCACGCUAACAGUCCACAAUCAGCAUCGGGACCUUCAGUCGCCAUCAAACAGAACAAAUACACAGCAGCACACAACCAGACACUGCUACUGAUGAGCUAACUGCUAACUGCUAACUUUCAUUUUACAGAUUCAAUCUUUCAUUUAGAACAAAGCGAGAUUUAUGGAUGACAACAAUAACAAUAACAACUGUGGUGAGUUACGCUAAAAUUAGCUUAUAAGCUAACCCAGUAAAUUUAUCUGUUUUAUUUAAUUCACCACGUUCUCAAAUGUGUUGCUAAAGAGCUAAUGUAAGUUAGCAAGUUAUUAUACGCUGGCUCAACAAAACACAAGCUAAUAUUAUUAGCUUCAUAUUACAGCCGCCAGAAAGAGCUACGGACUCCGUCGCUCCUCCAGGAGUUUCAUAAGCUGCUUUAUUCCCCACAUUCAGAAAUGUGUUGCUAAUGUUAGCUAACAGGCUAAUGAUAGUAGCUUAAUAUUACUGGAGCCAGAAAACUGAAAGGAGUCCGAUAGAUAGUCUCUGAUAGAGACGUGUAACAAUAUUAAACAAUAAGUUCUUAUUACAUUAUUAAAAACAAAUAAAGACGUCAGAGCAGCUCAACAAUCUAGAAUUGAAUGAACUCAUUAAAUUUACUCGAGUAUUUAAUGUCACAGCACCAAGAUAGAAACACUUUACAGCUGUCACAGGAGCAUAGCUUACGUUGGCUUGUUAGCUAACUAGCAAGCAAAAUUUGGGGGAAUAAUAAUUCAGAUUUUUCCUCAUAAAACAGAGUUUUCAUGUGAAUUAACGUCUUUUUAUUUUCUCGUUAGCUGCUGUGCUGAAAGGAAAUGAGUUCUCACGGCGACUGAAGGUCCUGACUUUAAAGAUUUAUAGAUAUUUGGGUUUUUGUCUGCAGGGACAGAAACUGCUUAUUAAAGCCAAAAAUAAGGGAAGAAAAAUGGAGGAAAUUCAGUUUUUUAGUGUUAAUGAAUUUUACAAAGAAGCUAACAGCAGCAGCUAUUAAUGCUACGUUAGCUGUGACUUAAAACUGCCUUACUGUUGCCCAGUUACGGGUUUUUUUCUGCAGUUAGCCAUGUCGCAUAUUUUUCAAACACACCUUCAUCAAAACACUAAAUGAGAUCUGACUUCUGCAAUAAACCUUCCUCAGGAAAUGAACUGACAACGAGUAACACAAGAUCUGACAUCACCUUAUGAAGUGGCUAACACGUUAGCAGACCGCUGCUUACUUCCACAUCCAGCAGAGCAACACGAUCAUCACACUAAUUGGUCGUGGGGUUCCUCAGGGUUCUGUUCUUGGUCCUUUAUAGUUUCACUUUACAUGCUAACAUGCCAAUUGAUUUGUCAAUCAAGCAUUCAGAUCCCACUGAUCUCCCUCCUUGUACACUUUAUGAACUGUUGAACUGUUGAUUGGUGACGAUGCUAAGAUCGGUGUGAUGAUAUAAAAGCCUUAAUGAGGGCGAUGAUACGCUGGUGUAACAGGUUUCUCUCCUGUAAUCUUCUGACAUGGAGACAGACAGACGUUUGUAUUUUUACUCAGAUCAGGACGACCGUCAGCCUUAGCCGUGUUAGCAUUGAAUCAUUAGCGUGUGUGUAAGCUGACAUAAGUGAUCCUUGAAAGAUAUCUCCUCAGGUUCACAGCUCAGGAUCCCAGAAUCAGGGAGAAGAUGAGUUCAAUUUCUGUCUCUGUUUGACGAGAGGAGUCCAGGACGUGUUGAGGUUGUAGUUUAUUUACAGUCAGUAGUUCCUCACUGUGAACCAGCACUGAGUAUAAAGUUUAAUGUUAGAAAUGUUCUGCAGCUGUUACACUGACUGAUGCUAACCUGCAUAUGUUGGACUGUUAGCAUCAUUAGCAUUAAUCAUCGGCUGAUUGGGACGAUACAGGAGGUUUUGGGGUUAUUGAAGACUCUGAACAGCUUUAUACUCAUCAGUUCUGGUUCCUGUUGCUGGGACGUCGACUACUAGCUUCCCAGAAGAGUUCAACAUUUUAAGAAAUACUGUUAAACUGCUGCUUUCAGUCUGUAUGCUAAGCUAGGCUAACCACGUUCUGACUCCAGCUCUGUACUCAGAGAUUCAUCAGAAAGAAAGAGACUAUUUCCAAAUGUGUCAAACUUUACCUUUAAGCCAAAAUGUGAGGAGGAUGGGUUUCAGUUGAGGAUCGCAGUGACGACAGACUGACCAAAGACUUCCUGGUGUCCUCCGUGGGACUGAAUCCAGCUGAGGGAACCAGUCUCUGAUGAGCUCAUCAGGGUGAUUUGUUGUUUUCUUUCUCACUUGUUGGGCAACUUCUCCUCAGCGGCGUUGCUCUGAGAUCUGCUGUCAGGAAAUAAUAACCUGUGUGAGUAUCACAAAGCUGAAGAGACGAAUGUUAAACUGUGAACACUAGAAAUAAAAACUAAAACCUCUGGA